AGGCAACAAAAUCUCCAGCUGGCGUGUCUGAUCAUUUUUUCCUUCUCCAUACUCUUUAAAACACAAACCUUCUUCUCUUGUUUGUAAAUUAUCAUCAAUCUCUCAAACAAACAAAACGAAAAUGGUUGUGCAAAAGAGAUUCGCUCUGUUUCUAGCGACGUGUGAUUCGGCGCUCGUGAAAAAGGCGUACGGAGGUUAUUUCAACGUGUUCGUGUCGACGUUCGGCGAAGACGGAGAGCAAUGGGAUCUCUUCCGAGUGGUCGACGGAGAGUUUCCGGAGGAGAAAGAUCUGGACAAGUACGAAGGAUUCAUCAUCAGCGGGAGCCUCCAUGAUGCUUUUGGAGACGAAGAUUGGAUCCUUAAGCUUUGUUCUCUUUGCCAAAAACUCGACGACAUGAAGAAGAAGGUUCUCGGAAUCUGCUUCGGCCACCAGAUAUUAAAUAGAAUAAAGGGAGGGAAAAUCGGAAGAGCGAGUAGAGGCCUUGACAUGGGACUAAGAAGCAUAACAAUCGCUAAAGACGCGGUGAAACCUGGUGGCUACUUCGGAGACGAGGUUCCUAAAUCUUUAGCCAUUAUAAAAUGCCAUCAAGACGAAGUCUUUGAGCUCCCUGAAUCAGCCACGUUGCUUGCUUAUUCAGACAAAUGCAACGUAGAGAUGGCUUCCAUUGGAGAUCACUUCCUCUGCAUCCAAGGCCAUCCUGAGUACAACAAAGAGAUUCUCUUCGAGAUCAUCGAUCGUCUCGUCAAUAUGAAGUUGAUGGAGCAAGAUUUUGCGGAUAAGGCUAAAGAAACGAUGGAGAACGCUGAGCCAGAUAGGAAGCAAUGGCAGACUCUCUGCAAAAACUUUCUCAAAGGAAGAUCCGAGCAAAUUUGAAUGUCUAUUGAAUUGGAGAAACAACUUUAGAAAAAGCAAUUUCUAUGGAAUAUUCAUAAAUUAUUUAUAUUAGAAUAGUUUGGGCAUUAGCAAGCAUAUGUAUGAUGAAUACCCAAAUUAGCUUAUCCUUUUCAGGGCAAAACAAAGAAUUGAAUCUUUUGAGUUGAUGAUGUCUGUAGAAUUACAUAAAAA
Molecule: messenger RNA, 1066 nt
Organism: Thlaspi arvense
Lineage: Eukaryota; Viridiplantae; Streptophyta; Magnoliopsida; Brassicales; Brassicaceae
Source: the annotation of a GenBank genome assembly